UUGCAGCUGCUUCUGCGCACAGUGUGGUUGAGAAGUAAGGUAGUGUGCUGUUAAGCUGUUUGGGAUAGCUUUGUUGCUAUUAUUAAUAAUUAUUACAUUUUGUAUGCAAACCCGCUUUAGCAAAUUAUUACAACAGCUCAGUUGUUAGAAGACGCCUAAGCUGCUUGUUAACAGAAAAAAAACAUCGUAUAAGAAUGGGAGGUUUUCCCUUCCCAGCCACUAAGCUAACUAGCUAAAAUCAUGCAUGUAUUAGUCUGUAGAAGGCACAUAGUUUGAACGUAUUUGUUUAUCCUUGUCUACACUGAAGACAGCGGGAUGCCAGAAAUAAAAGUAACACCGCUUGGAGCUGGUCAGGAUGUUGGUCGUAGUUGUAUACUUGUCUCUAUCGGGGGCAAAAACAUCAUGCUUGAUUGUGGAAUGCACAUGGGCUACAACGAUGACAGACGUUUUCCAGAUUUUUCCUACAUAACUCAAAAUGGGCGUUUGACAGAGUUCUUGGAUUGUGUCAUCAUAAGCCAUUUUCACCUUGACCACUGUGGGGCUUUGCCAUACAUGAGUGAGAUGGUGGGAUAUGACGGUCCAAUUUACAUGACUCACCCAACCAAGGCCAUCUGUCCCAUUCUACUGGAGGACUUCAGGAAGAUCACAGUGGACAAGAAGGGGGAAACCAACUUUUUCACCUCUCAGAUGAUUAAAGAUUGCAUGAAGAAAGUUGUUCCAAUUAAUCUCCAUCAAACAGUCCAGGUGGAUGAUGAGCUGGAGAUCAAGGCUUACUAUGCAGGCCAUGUGCUGGGGGCAGCCAUGGUCCAGAUCAAAGUGGGUGCUGAGUCAGUGGUGUACACGGGUGAUUACAAUAUGACACCUGACAGGCAUUUGGGUGCUGCCUGGAUUGACAAGUGUCGUCCAGAUAUUCUGAUCACAGAAUCCACAUAUGCCACCACCAUCCGUGACUCAAAGCGCUGCAGAGAAAGGGACUUCUUGAAGAAAGUUCAUGAGACAGUUGAGAGGGGAGGAAAGGUCCUUAUCCCAGUGUUUGCUCUCGGAAGAGCCCAGGAGCUCUGUAUUCUCUUGGAAACAUUUUGGGAGAGGAUGAACCUCAAGGCUCCCAUCUACUUUUCAACUGGCCUAACAGAGAAGGCAAACCAUUACUACAAGCUCUUCAUCACGUGGACCAAUCAAAAGAUCCGCAAAACCUUUGUGCAAAGAAACAUGUUUGAAUUCAAACAUAUAAAGGCUUUCGAUCGUACCUAUGCAGACAAUCCUGGACCAAUGGUGGUGUUUGCUACCCCAGGAAUGUUGCAUGCUGGUCAGUCUCUACAGAUAUUUAAGAAGUGGGCUGGCAAUGAAAAGAAUAUGGUCAUCAUGCCUGGCUAUUGUGUCCAAGGAACUAUUGGUCACAAGAUUCUGAAUGGCCAGAAAAAGUUGGAGAUUGAAGGAAGAGCUACGCUGGAGGUGAAACUGCAGGUGGAGUACAUGUCGUUCAGCGCUCAUGCAGACGCUAAGGGCAUCAUGCAGCUGAUCCGCAUGGCAGAGCCCCGCAACAUACUCCUGGUGCACGGAGAGGCCAAGAAGAUGGAGUUCCUCAAAGACAAGAUUGAACAGGAAUUCAACGUCAGCUGUUUCAUGCCAGCUAAUGGGGAGACCACCACUGUGGAGACCAACCCCAGUGUCCCAGUGGACAUCUCCCUUAACCUGCUCAAGAGGGAGAUGGCCCUUGGAGGACCUUUGCCAGAUCCUAAAAAGCCUCGCACCAUGCAUGGAACCCUUAUCAUGAAAGAUAAUAGCUUGAGGCUGGUAUCUCCAGAUCAGGCCCUGAAAGAGCUAGGGCUGAGUGAGCACCAGUUGCGGUUCACGUGUCGCGUGCAGCUCCAGGAUCCCCACAGCGAUGCAGACACCCUCACCCGCAUCUACACACACUUAAAGAGUGUGCUGAAAGCCUACACCAUCCAACACCUCCCAGAUGGAACGGUCAUGGUGGAGUCCAUUGUCAUCAAAGUGUCCUCCACUGCUGAGGAGCCCAACAUCAAGGUCAUCCUGCUCUCCUGGAGCUACCAGGAUGAAGAACUGGGCAGUUUUUUGUCAACCCUACUGAAGAAAGGACUUCCUGCUGGACUGUGAACACAUUUCUUGACUAUUUUUCUGCUGUUUGUAGACUUUUGUAGGAUGGACAGAUUAAAUACUUUUAUACUGAAAAAA
Molecule: messenger RNA, 2196 nt
Organism: Alosa sapidissima (American shad)
Lineage: Eukaryota; Metazoa; Chordata; Actinopteri; Clupeiformes; Clupeidae
Gene: ints11
Product: integrator complex subunit 11
Exons: 17
Coding region: 316-2118 (600 amino acids)
Biological process (GO): snRNA processing
Cellular component (GO): nucleus
Source: RefSeq, a predicted model, not a curated record